AUGCUCGCGCGCAGAGAGAAGGCGCCGUGGGGAUUCGUGAAGUACAUUCAUCUUCUCCGGCAUCCAGUCGAGGAUUUCCGGGAUUUGCAGGCCGUGCUGGAUGAUCUCGAUCGCAAUGCCGCGCGCGCGAGCUCCUUGCCGCAGCAAGAUUGGGCGCGCAUUCUCCAGGCCUGUGGACGGCUCAAGGGGCUUGCACUAGGGAAGCGCUUCCACACACACUUGGCGGGCUUGGAUCAGCUGGACAGGGAUCCGAGCGUGGGAAUCCCGCUCCUCAGCAUGUAUUGCAAGUGCGAGAGCGUCGAGAUCGCAAAAACAGUGUUUGAUCGUCUCCGCGAGAGGGGAGCUGUGGCGUGGACGAUGCUCAUCGGCGGAUAUGCCCAAGCCGGGCAUCAGGGAGUCGCACUUCGUUUGUUCAAGGCGAUGAUGCUGGAAGGGGUGAGGCCGAGCGAGGUGACCAUCAUCAAUGCGCUCACGGCGUGCUCCAGCCCCCGGGAGCUGCGAGAUGGAGCUUUGAUCCAUCUGUGUGCUGCCGAGAGCCAGGUGGAUUGCGAGAUAGCAGUCGGGAACACGCUGGUGAGCAUGUAUGGCAAGUGCGGAAGCUUGCUCGAUGCCAAGGCGGUGUUCUACAGCAUGCCUUUGAGAGACCUCGUCUCCUGGAGCAUCGCAAUCUCGGCCUGCUCCAGGUACCAGGGCUGCGAGGCCGACGUUCUGGAUCUCUUCCAGCGGAUGCUGCUCGAGGGGCUAUCGCCAAAGCAUCUCACUCUCGGGAUUGUUCUCAACGCUUGCGCUCGGAUCGAAGCUCUGGAGCGAGGUAUGUCGAUCCACCAGAGCUUGGUGCAAAGUGGGAUGACCACCCUGAACUACGCUGUUGGGAUUGCUCUCAUCAACUUGUAUGGCAGGUGUGGGAGACUCGAGGGCGCUUGCGAUGCGUUCCAGGCGAUCGAGGAGCGCACAGUUGUGUCGUGGAACUCGAUGAUGACGGUUCUAAUCCAGCACGGGAGCUGCAAGAGAGCUGUGAGCUUGUUCCACGAGAUGCUCCAGCAUGGCUUUAAGCCGACUAAGGUAACUUUCAUGACGAUCCUGAGCUCUUGCACGAAGAGGUCGCAGCUUACUGACGCUCGCUUUCUUCAUUUUGCCGCAGCUCAAUGCGGUUUCGAGAGGGAUGUCUCCGUCGCGAACGCGCUCAUAAGCAUGUACGAUGCUUGCGGGAACUUGGAGGUCUCGGAAAGGAUUUUUUCGGGAAUGGAGGUGAGGGAUACCAUCUCUUGGAACGGGAUGAUAUCGGCUUACAUCCAGCACGAGCAGACGAGCAUGGCCAAGACACUGUUUAGGCUAAUGCUCUGCGAGGGCGGAGAACCAGACCGAGCGACUUUGGCUCACGCGCUCAACGCUGCUGCCAGCCUCAAGGAAGUGGAGCUCGUUCACGGGAUAUCAUCUGCUGGAACGGGAUGA
Molecule: messenger RNA, 1452 nt
Organism: Selaginella moellendorffii
Lineage: Eukaryota; Viridiplantae; Streptophyta; Lycopodiopsida; Selaginellales; Selaginellaceae
Product: pentatricopeptide repeat-containing protein At2g39620-like
Exons: 2
Coding region: 1-1452 (483 amino acids)
Biological process (GO): RNA modification
Cellular component (GO): intracellular membrane-bounded organelle
Molecular function (GO): protein binding; RNA binding
Source: RefSeq, a predicted model, not a curated record